Molecule: messenger RNA, 3780 nt
Organism: Sorex araneus (European shrew)
Lineage: Eukaryota; Metazoa; Chordata; Mammalia; Eulipotyphla; Soricidae
Gene: TRIAP1
Product: TP53 regulated inhibitor of apoptosis 1
Exons: 2
Coding region: 1-231 (76 amino acids)
Source: RefSeq, a predicted model, not a curated record
AUGAACAGCGUCGGGGAAGCGUGCACCGACAUGAAGCGCGAGUACGACCAGUGCUUCAAUCGCUGGUUUGCCGAGAAGUUCCUCAAGGGGGACGGCUCCGGGGACCCGUGCACCGACCUCUUCAAGCGCUACCAGCAGUGCGUCCAGAAAGCCAUCAAGGAGAAGGAGAUUCCCAUUGAAGGACUGGAGUUCAUGGGCAAUGGCAAAGAAAAGUCUGAAGGCUCUUCUUGAUCUUUACAGUCACCUUAAAAUUGUACUUCUCUGAGGAACUCUGGAUUUUGUCAAUUAAGACUGUGAAGAGAGCCACUGAUUUGAGGAGGAAUUUACAGGGGAGUUUUAUUUCCUCCUCCUCGAUCUUUUCCUCUCGUAAAAGAUGAUGGACCAUCACUGCUUUGGGACAAUUUUCACAGCUUUGGCACCUUGAGAAACUCAGUAAGCUAAAACGGAAUUAUUUUUUGGGAUUAUGGUUGCAAUAACUUGAUCUGGAAUCAGCUUUAAAUAUAUACCUGUAUGUAAAUAAUGAUAAACCUGUCAGCGUCGCCUGACCUUGAUUUAUGCUGCCAAAAGGACAUGAGGUACACUCAACCUUGCCCUUGCCUUGGGGCACUGUUCACGGAUGUGAUUGAUUAGGACAUCUCUUUUUCUCUCAGGGAGCUAAUGGUCUGAAACGGGAUCGUGGUAACAGUUUCAAUCAAUGCUUGGGAGCAGUUUUAUUUUUUAUAUAUUCUAACGCUUACUACUGCUGAUGGGAAGUUAGCCCAGAGGAAGAAAACUUUUAACCCAAUUAACAUAGAGGUGUCAGAGCUCACAUUAGCACUUGAAAGGUUGCAGUGAAUGCCAUGUCAGCUCUGUACAGCUCAGGAGUUCUUGAAGUAGCUAUGGAGGAAGCUAAAACAAAAUUAUUUAUUGGGAUUACAAUUAUAAAUUGUAAAGAUUUGCAAUUGCCAGUUUUCAACUCAAGGUAAUGAAUUAAGUCAAAACCUGCCAUAAGAUGCCACAAUGCUGCAUCUCGUUAAGUAGGGAGAGGGAAGAGUUUGUUUUGUUUUACUUGCCUCAUUUAUCCACUCUGCCCUGCCCUUGUAAUCAUAAAGAUGGAAUAAACUAACAUUUAUUUCUAGCAUUACUUGCCCCUGGAACUCUGCACUUUGAAGUUAUCCUGUAAACUCCAUAUAUCCCUAUUUUCCUAGGAAGCAUUUUCUAAUUUAAAGGUGAAAACCAGACUUAACUCAGGUAGUAUGGUAUAACAACUAGAAGCCACUGGUUUCAGAAUUCCCUGGGCAGAUACAGAGGAGGGCUGAUUGUAGGUGUGGGUGUGUCUAUGUGUGUAGGGGGACCUGCUGCAGUCCAACACAGUCCAGCGCCCUGAACACUGAGGUGUAGCACUGGCGGUCCCCAGCACCUCCGGGCAUACUCAAAAAAACCAACCAAAACAAGGUAACAUCUCUUUUUUUUUUUUUGCUUUUUUGGAUCACACCUGGCGAUGCACAGGGGUUACUCCUGGCUUUGCACUCAGGAACUACUCCUGGCGGUGCUCAGAGAACCAUAUGGGAUGCCGAGAAUCAAACCUGGGUCGGCCGCGUGCAAGGCAAAUGCCCUACCCACUGUGCUAUUGCUCCAGCCCCGGUAACAUUUAUUUUCAAGUAAAGCACACAAAUCUUGUUUGUUUGUGUGCCCCACCUGUGCUGCAGAGUCCCAUCUGGUAGUGCUUGGGGGCCAUGUGGUAUUGGGGAUCCAAACCAGGCCUCCUGCAUGCAAAGCUAGUGCUAGUGCCCCCAACCCAUUAACUGUCUGGCCCUUUUUUUUUUUUUUUUUAAAGAAAAGGGCUUUCUUUUUUUUUUUUUUUAAACCUUUAUGGGUUACACCUGGCAAUGCAGAGGGGUUACUCCUGCUCUGCACUCAGGAAUCACCCCUGGCAGUGGACCAUAUGGGAUGCUGGGAAUCAAAUCUGGGUCAGCUGCGUGCAAGGCAAACGCCUUCCCCGCUGUACUAUUGCUCCAGCCCCAACCAUGAGUAUCCUAAAAUAUUUUAUAAUGACAUAGUCAGGAGAGGCAAGCAUUUACAUACUUCAGAAUGUCCUAUUUUUUACAGUUGCUUAGUUUGGUCCAAUUUACCAUAUGCUCAGAUAGUAUAGAGCUUCAUUAUAGAAGGGAUCACUAAAACUUUGUAACUGUUGUGCACUUAAGAGUAAAUCUGCUUUAAGCCAGCCAUGUAUGUUUCUUUCUUAAUUGCUACUGAGGAAUUUUUUUUUUUUUUUUUUUUGCCUUUUUGGGUCACACCCGGUGAUAUGCAGAGGUUACUCCUGGCUCAUGCACUCAGGAAUUACUCCUGGCAGUGCUCGGGGCACUAUAUGGGAUACUGGGAAUCGAACCCGGCUCGGCCUCAUGCAAGGCAAAUUCCCUACCCACUAUGCUAUCGCUUCAGCCCCGAGGAAAUGAUUUUUUAAAGAUUACCUUCUUCUGCGGCAGGGUUUGAACCAUACCAGUGGUAGUCAGGGGAGCAUGGGGUAUGCUAGGGAUCGAACCCGGGCUUCCUACACACAGCAUAUGCAUCAGCCCUUUGAGUAUCUUCCUGGCCCUUUACCUUUUUGUUUUUCCAGCUGUCCAGGAUCAAACCCAGGGCCUGAUGCAGGUAAGGCUAUGUGCUCGAUUGCGGAGUCACAUCCCAGCGUGAUUUCUCAUUGCUGCUCAUGCUGUGUGCGGUGGGGAGGUAUGUGGGGUGUUUUUGUAGCACCGUGUCCCUGGAACCAGCACUGGGGAUCGGGCCCAGGACUCCCACAUACAAAGCAUUCACUCCAGGCCAAAAACCAACAGAAGAGAUGAGACAGGCUCGAGUGCAAGCUCCCCCCCUCCCCAUACUGUCUUUGACUUUAUCCUCCCCAGUAAGGUGACUCCAGCUAGCUACUUCAAACGCUUUUUUUCCCCUGGGGGUGGGGGCUUUCCAAACACUGCUCAGGAGGCCUGGGGCCCCACCAGUUCUCUGCCAACCAGGAUGGCGACUCAAUCCAAGGACCUGAGAAUGUGGUGCUAUUUGGGCCCUGCAGUACUGGGGUACCCUGGCCACCCCGGCAGGCUAGGGACCUCCAGGGCUGCACCUGGGGCUGCUCCGGUGACCCUGUGCUGAGGCUCAAACCUGGGUCACAUGUGCCCUACACACUGUACACUCUGCUGCCAGAAUUGUUUUCUAUUGACUACUGUUGUUUCUCCCUGACUGGUAACAGCUACAGAAGGUUUUGAUUCCAGAAAUAAAGCCGGUACUCUAAUAGGGAUGCCAGCGUGUCUUCUUCCUCCCAAGGUUUCCGGCCCUUCCAGCCUUUGGUGUUGACAGAUGUCUCCAAGGUGAGAACUUACUGUCUUUGGAGAAAAUGAUCUGCCCACAGGAGUAUUCCGCAGCAUGCACCCGUAGAGGGGCUGGGUGUGUCUCCCGUGGUCGAGCACGGGCCUAGCCCAGAGUUCAUAGGACUGAAGACCAGUCCCAGUGAACAGAAAGCUGAGAUCCAGGCAGCCUGCCUGAGGCUCACAGGGGACUCCCAUGAGUGAGCCAGAUCCAGGUGCAACUCCCUCGGGAGCCCGUCUCAGAAUUUCCCCAACCCAUCUCGUCCUUCUGCCUUAUCCAGCCCCGGAAUUUUACUAGAAACACCUUUGGUCAGGGCCUGAGCAGGUAAGGCAUUUCCCUUACAUGUGGCUGACCCAGAUUCGAUCCUGGUGCUUUAUAUGAUUUCCGAAGCACCACCAGGAGUGAUCCCCAAGUGCACAGCCAGGAGUAAGCCCUGAGCACAGCUGG